Messenger RNA from Erythranthe guttata (spotted monkey flower), 1615 nucleotides. RefSeq names its product putative GPI-anchored protein At4g28100. The record is from RefSeq and is a predicted model, not a curated record. Lineage: Eukaryota; Viridiplantae; Streptophyta; Magnoliopsida; Lamiales; Phrymaceae.
CAGUGUGCUUUUCAUCUUCUCCAAUUUGUCAAUUGGCUUUCCCCUAUUUCAAGUAAAAGGUGUUUGACAACUUUCUCUUAAUAUCACCUAAUACCUCCUCCUUUUUGGUUAAAUUCCACACUCCCCCCACUCUUUAUUCACACCAUUUCCCCAGAGAGAAGAUUUUUCACUUUCUCUCUCUUCUUCCUUUCUCUCUCAUCCCAAAACCCUACCCAAAAAAAAAACAGAGAGCAAAAAAACCUUGUUGUGAUUGAAUGAAACCCCAAUGAAUACAGAAUCAUACUUUUCAAUGCAUUUCCCCACCCUCAAAUUCCCCAUUCUCCUGUUGCUUCUUCAAUUUCUCCACGGCUCGCUCGCCGGCUUACUCUCCGAGCCGGCGCAGCCGCUCAAGCCGGGCGACUACAACACCGUCCCGGCCUUUCCGGUCCAGACCGAAGCCCAAACCUGCCGCCUCGACCUCUCGGCUGAGCUAUUCGGCGGCGUCAGCGCCGCGUGCGGCCGCAACCUAGAUCGGAGCCGGUGCUGCCCAGUCCUCGCCGCCUGGCUCUUCGCGGCUCACGCCAGGUCGGCGCUCCAGAUUUCGGCGGCGGCGCCGCCGACCGGCUCCGAGCUGCCGAUGAUGCCCGACGAUUCCCAGAGGUGCGUGAACUCGCUGCAGAGCUCGCUGACGAGCCGGAACAUACACAUACCCCAGCCGAACGCGUCGUGCGACGCCGUUCUGUGCUUCUGCGGCAUCCGGCUCCACCAGAUCACCUCCCUCAGCUGCCCGGCCGCCUUCAACGUCACCGGAAACACCAGGAACGCCACGCCGACCGCCGCCGUGAGGAAUCUGGAACGCAACUGCAGAAAUUCCUCCUACGCCGGCUGCACCAAGUGCCUUGGUGCUCUGCAAAAGCUGAAAGUGGAUGGCAAAAACGGAACGAAAGGAGGGAUAGAACAGAGCGAUGGUGGGGAUAGAGCAAGUAAAAUGCUGAGCAGGGACUGCCAGCUGAUGGGGCUGACGUGGCUGCUGGCACGCAACAAGACGGCGUACAUACCCACCGUCUCCGCCGUGUUGCGCGCCGUCAUGUACAGCGCUCACCCGCCGCACGAGUCGACGUGCUCCCCGGACCAGGAGAACAUGCCCCUCGCCGUCGAUUCUCUACAGUUCGACAAAUACGAUUCCUCCUCUUCUGCCCUUACCACUUCUUUUAUUCCAUUUCUGCCCCUAAUAAUUCUUUCUUAUCUUUUUCUCAUAGGCCCCCUUUACAUUAGUUGGGGAUUUUUUUUUUAGUUUUUAAAUAUUAUUACCUGUUUGCCCCCCUGCCAUUUUUGUGAAAUUAUUUGUGAUGGGGGCUUCUGGUUGGGGGGCGAAGGUGGGGGUGGGUAUGUUUUGAGGGGGGCCCUUUUUGAGUGUUUCAUCACGUGAAGCUAGUUGACAAAAUGGGGGACUGGGGUUAUUUUUGUCAUUUACUGCCCCUGUGUAAAUUUUCAGACACUUUGGUUUAAAUCUUAAUUUUCUUAUGUGUAGUGGUACGAGGAAAUCUUUUGCUUUUUACCAUCUUUAGAGUCAACGAAAAGGUUAAGUAAAGCAUGUAAAAAUGUUUGAUAGUUUUGGGAUUACAACUUUUAAUUU